CCCCCGCCCGCCCUCCCUGCUCCGCUGCCGCCGCUGGUGCUGCGCUCCGGGCCCGGCGCCGUCUUCCCUCCGCUUCCCCUUUCCCUCGGCUCCGCUCGAGCCUGAAGCGGGCGCCGCGAUGGCUCCGGCCGCCGACCGGGAGGGUUACUGGGGCCCGCCGACCUCCACCCUGGAAUGGUGCGAGGAGAACUACGCCGUGUCCUCCUACAUCGCCGAGUUCUGGAACACAGUGAGUAACCUGAUUUUCAUUCUACCUCCAAUCUAUGGUGCGAUUCAGACCUAUAAAGAUGGCCUUGAAAAACGGUAUUUAGCUGCGUAUUUGUGUCUUACAGCUGUGGGAUUGGGAUCUUGGUGCUUCCACAUGACCCUGAAGUAUGAAAUGCAGCUGUUGGAUGAACUGCCAAUGAUAUACAGUUGUUGUGUGUUUGUCUACUGCCUGUAUGAAUGUUUCAAGUACAAGAACACAGUCAAUUAUCCGCUGCUUUUCUUUUUAAUAACAUACAGCUUUGUAGUCAGCAUAGUUUACUUAAAUUUGAAAGAGCCUGUAUUCCAUCAGGUCAUGUAUGGAACACUAGUUUCUAUUAUAGUUCUACGAUCCGUUUAUAUAGUAUUAUGGGUAUACCCAUGGCUUAGAGGUCUAGGCUAUACAUCUUUAACUGUAUUUUUAAUGGGAUUUUUUCUCUGGAAUGUGGACAACAUUUUCUGUGAUAAAUUGAGAGCACUACGAGAGAAGAUGCCUCCUGUGAUGGGAGCUGUGACACAGUUUCAUGCAUGGUGGCAUAUUCUCACAGGCCUGGGUUCUUACCUUCAUAUCCUGCUAAGUUUAUACACAAGGACACUUUUCCUGAAACACAGACCAAAGGUGAAGUUUGUUUUUGGAAUAUGGCCUGUUCUUCUUGUGGAGCCACCCAAGAAGCUUUGAUUGAGCCCUGGGCAGUCGCAUGAGAUCACCUAGCCUGGCUGAAUAAAGCAUUUCAACAGUUA
This is a messenger RNA of Pseudopipra pipra, 984 nucleotides long. It is a transcript of the gene ACER3, whose product is annotated as alkaline ceramidase 3. The transcript is spliced from 11 exons. Gene Ontology annotation, biological process: ceramide metabolic process; phytosphingosine biosynthetic process. NCBI's taxonomy places the organism in Eukaryota, Metazoa, Chordata, Aves, Passeriformes, Pipridae. Gene Ontology annotation, cellular component: endoplasmic reticulum membrane. Bases 119 to 922 code for a protein of 267 amino acids. The record is from RefSeq and is a predicted model, not a curated record.